GUAAUUUUCAGGGAAGGGAGGGGGCAGUAUUGCUCUCAUCCGGUGGAAGCGUCUUUCUAUCAGCAGAGUCAAGAACAUGGCGGCGCUCCGUGUGGUCGUGUUCUCCGGCACCGGGAGAACCCUCCUGAACACAUCCAAAUCCCUUCAUACUCCACGGGCCAACAUGUCAUUCGCUAGCUUGCCGAAGGGGAAGAAGAUAGCCCUGACCACGAUUGGAGUGCUGACAACAGGAGGAGCAGGUCUGGCUCUUAUGCUGCAGCAGUCAGUCAAGGCCUCUGAUUUGGAGCUGCACCCACCAUCAUACCCCUGGAGCCACAACGGCAUGCUGUCCUCCCUCGACCAUGCCAGUAUUCGUCGUGGGUACCAGGUAUAUAAGCAGGUGUGCUCGGCCUGUCAUAGUAUGGAGUAUUUGGCCUUCCGUAACUUGGUGGGAGUGUCACACACAGAGGCAGAGGUCAAGACCUUGGCUGAAGAGGUUGAAGUUGUGGAUGGUCCUGAUGACAAUGGAGAGAUGUUCACCCGACCGGGAAAACCCUCAGAUUACUUCCCCAAACCCUACGCAAACCCUGAGGCUGCCCGUGCCGCAAACGGCGGCGCUCUGCCCCCUGACCUCAGCUAUAUUGUCAAUGCCAGGCAUGGAGGGGAAGAUUAUGUGUUCUCUCUCCUGACCGGUUAUUGUGAACCUCCAGGUGGUGUGUCGUUGAGAGAGGGGCUUUAUUACAACCCGUAUUUCCCUGGCCAGGCCAUUGGUAUGGCACCACCCAUCUACAACGAGGUGCUUGAGUUUGAAGAUGGAACCCCUGCCACCAUGAGCCAGGUUGCUAAAGAUGUCUGUACUUUCCUGAGGUGGGCGGCCGAGCCAGAACAUGACCAACGUAAACGUAUGGGUUUGAAGUUGUUAAUGGGCGCUUCCAUACUUGUUCCCAUGGUCUACUACAUGAAGAGGCACAGGUGGUCUGUGCUGAAGAGCAGAAAGAUUGCCUACAGGCCUCCCAAAUAAUGCCAAACUGCUGCCUUCACCAGGCCUUGACACAACUUAAAAACCUGAUUCACGAUACUCCGAUCUUUUUCAGAAUGCACAAUGCUUCAAGAUAAGGUUGCUGUCAUCAAUAACCACUGGACAUCCUAUCAGAUUGCUCAUAAUGACUUGGGGAGUGGGACUUGAGACAACCUUUGUGAUGUUUUACUGUAAAAUAAAUAUCUGAAUUAUUUGUGGUUGUUUGCAAGGUGAUGUGCUCAGAGGCGAAAAUCAAAAAUACAUUUGCAACCUUCUUGUGCUUUGUGAGAUCUGUCCUUUCAGUAGGUUCUCUACACUUUGUUGUGUAAAUAUUUAAUAAAAGCGGUAUACCCUAAUGACCUCUUAUAACAAA
Megalobrama amblycephala (Wuchang bream) is the source of this 1370-nucleotide messenger RNA. It is a transcript of the gene cyc1, whose product is annotated as cytochrome c1, heme protein, mitochondrial. The record is from RefSeq and is a predicted model, not a curated record. Gene Ontology annotation, molecular function: electron transfer activity; heme binding. Gene Ontology annotation, biological process: mitochondrial electron transport, ubiquinol to cytochrome c. Lineage: Eukaryota; Metazoa; Chordata; Actinopteri; Cypriniformes; Xenocyprididae. The transcript has 7 exons. Bases 77 to 1000 code for a protein of 307 amino acids.